Entrophospora sp. SA101 is the source of this 435-nucleotide messenger RNA. NCBI's taxonomy places the organism in Eukaryota, Fungi, Glomeromycota, Glomeromycetes, Entrophosporales, Entrophosporaceae. The record is from the annotation of a GenBank genome assembly.
AUGUUAUUUAAUGUCACAAAUUCAGUUCCUUCGCUAAUUGAAAGACAAGAUCCUAACAAAUGCACAAGUUGUCCAGAACCCCCUUCAGUAUGUGAACCAGCUUGUAAAUCUGAUAGCGAAGUUUGUAUAAUAACGCCACAAAGUUGUUUAUCAUGUCCAAAAGCAACAUGUAGAUUGGCUAAAGACGAACCAUGUUUAAAUUGUCAAACUUAUCCUGAAUGUUCAAAAUGUGCAGAUGAUGAAAAGUGUGUUAUAGAAGAACCAAACUGUUAUGCUUGUGGAUCUGCUACUUGUGUCAAAAAAUCUUAUGCGUGUGUUAAUUGUAUUAUGGCAAUGCCAACGUGUCCAGCUUGUCCUGGAUCAUAUGAAUGCCAAAUAAUUAAACAAAAUUGUUUUACUUGCGCUCAAAAUAUUUGCGUUCCUAAAAGCUCUUAA